AUGAGUAGGAGGAGCCUCCGUAGCCUUGCGGCUAAGUCAGUGAGGUCUCGAUGGCACUCUCAAGAGUCGACUUCAAGGUCUCGAUGGGAAAUGGAAGACGUGAGUUCAGUAUGUUCACGGCUGUGCUACUGUGGAAAGUUGUCAAAAUGCAUACAUCGUGGACGGUUUCUCAUCCUGGAAGGAGGUUUCAAGUAUGUGCAAGGUGGAAGAGGUUUGAUGUAUUAUACAUCAGUUAUGGCAGACAUGGUCGUUUUCCAUUUCAUCAUGGUUUCCAUAGGCUAA
Prunus armeniaca (apricot) is the source of this 282-nucleotide messenger RNA. The record is from the annotation of a GenBank genome assembly. NCBI's taxonomy places the organism in Eukaryota, Viridiplantae, Streptophyta, Magnoliopsida, Rosales, Rosaceae.